Molecule: messenger RNA, 4565 nt
Organism: Xenopus laevis (African clawed frog)
Lineage: Eukaryota; Metazoa; Chordata; Amphibia; Anura; Pipidae
Gene: esyt1.L
Product: extended synaptotagmin-like protein 1 L homeolog
Exons: 32
Coding region: 557-3721 (1054 amino acids)
Source: RefSeq, a predicted model, not a curated record
GGAGGUAUAACUGUGGCGGGUCGGCUGAGAGAAAAGUCCCAGUCAAUCAGAGUUAUGACGACUUCCUCGAGGGCGGGACUUUCUUCCACCCACUUAGGUGGCACUGGGGAAGACGCUGCGAGUCUGAUUGUGUAGCUGCUUCGCACAGACGGAGACAAGAGCAAGAUUUGAUUUGAUCUGCGGUUCAUUAGCCUUCUCAUUUAAAAGCUGUGGUCUCCCCCUUAAACUACCAGAAAGAGCUCUGGAGUAUGUGUCUGUAUGGAAUUUUGUGUCCAUCACUCUCAGACCUCAUGCAACAAGGAGCAGCACACUUAUUAGAAGAGCAACAAAGACAGACUUCAAGGAAAAGCCGCAGAGUGUAGAGACCCACUGGAGUGCUCACUUGAGGCACCUCUUUACUCUUCCCACUAAAUACACUUAUAUUUUUAUCAGCGAAAUGGCUCUGAAGAGCAAUUUUUAAAAUUAAUUUUAUAUUCUGCAAUUGCAGUAUUUACAACACAUGUAACUGAAAAAAAGCAGUUAUCGUUGCUGUGAAGACUUACCUGCUGACCUAACCAUGUCUGAUACGGAAACCCUACCUGUGCCCACCUCUGGGUCUGAACUGGUGCCCCAUUUACUGUCUAUGGGAAAGAAGCUGCUGCUUCUGUUGCCCAUAUACUUAUGUGGUUACUUUGGGAUGAGCAUAUUUUUUGUUAUUGCUGGCCUGUUUUUGUACCUGGGCUGGAAGGGUUCUCGUGAAAACAAGUUGAGCAGAUUGAAGUCUGCUCAGGAGGCACUGGAGAAAGAAGUAGCCGUCACUGCUAGCACCAUGUUCAUGAACAAGAGCGAAUUACCAUCUUGGGUCUCUUUCCCUGACACGGAGAAGGCAGAAUUCCUCAACAAGAUGGUGGCACAGAUGUGGCCUUUUAUAGGACAGUAUUUGGAGAAGUUGCUCACAGAUAGUAUAGCACCCACAAUCCGUGCCAGCAAUCCACAUCUAUCAACAUUCUACUUCACAAAGAUCAAUCUUGGCGAGAAGGCUCCAAAAGUGACUGGAGUGAAAGUUCAUACAGAAUUUGACAAGAAGCAGAUAAUCCUGGAUUUGCACCUCAGUUAUGUUGGUGACAUAGAAGUAAAUGUAGAAGUAAAGAAAUAUUUCUGCAAAGCUGGAAUUAAGGGGAUGCAGCUGCACGGGAUGCUCCGUGUUAUCCUGGAACCACUCAUUGGUGACGUUCCUAUUAUUGGAGCCAUAACAUUAUUCUUCAUCCGUCGACCGGUCCUAGACAUCAAUUGGACUGGACUUACAAAUCUGCUGGACAUCCCGGGACUUAAUGUGAUGUCUGACACAAUGGUUAUGGAUAUUAUCUCUGGCUUCUUGGUUCUACCAAAUCGUCUUGCCAUCCCUUUAACCAGUAAUCUUCAUGUGGCAGAACUACGCUCCCCACUACCCAGGGGCAUUGUCCGUAUUCAUCUUUUGGAAGCUCGGGACCUGAGUGCCAAGGAUCUCCAACUGAAAGGACUAUUCGCUGGAAAAUCAGAUCCAUAUGCCAUAGUGCGCGUAGGGACACAGGUUUUUAACAGUCAGGUCAUUAAUGAGAACUUGAAUCCUGUCUGGAAUGAGAUGUAUGAGGUAAUUGUGCAUGAGGUUCCUGGGCAAGAGCUAGAAGUGGAACUUUUUGACAAGGAUCCUGACCAGGAUGACUUUUUGGGCAGAAUGAAGUUAGAUCUGGGUGAGGUGAAGCAACAUGGUUCUCUGGACAAGUGGUUCACCUUAAGCGAUACAAAAUCAGGGAAACUACACCUCAGACUGGAAUGGCUCACACUUAUGUCUAAUGCUUCACAACUUAAAAAGAUAUUGGAGAUCAACCAAGCGAUAACUGCUAAAACACAAGAAGAACCCUCUGCAGCAAUCCUGAUCGUUUAUCUAGACCGGGCACAGGACCUUCCUCUUAAGAAGAAUGUCAAGGAACCAAGCCCAAUGGUGCUACUGUCCAUUCAGGACGUGAAAAAGGAGAGCAAGACUGUGCCCAGCAGUAGCUCUCCUGUUUGGGAAGAACCAUUCCGCUUCUUCUUACGUGAUCCAAACAUUCAAGACCUUAAUAUUGAAGUAAAGGAUGAUGACCGUCAGCACAGUCUGGGCUCUUUGUCAGUACCUCUGUCCCGCCUCCUGUCUGCAGAUAAUCUUACAUUAGACCAGUGGUUUCAGCUGGAGAACUCUGGAUCUAGAAGUCGAAUCUACAUGAAAUUAGUCAUGCGGAUACUGUAUCUUGACCCAGUAAGCACCCUUAUGACUGCAGAUCCGGAGAGCAUAAUUGCCGAUGAAGCUGGAUCUAGCGUGGAUAAUCCCCCAAGACCAAGUCAUACUACAAUUCCUGAGAAGUUUGCUACAGAAAACCUGCUUCGAAUCUUCAUACUUGAAGCAGAAAACUUGAUCGCCAAAGAUAACCUAAUGGGAGGUUUGGUUAAGGGCAAGUCUGACCCCUAUACCGUGAUUUCCAGUGGAGGGAAAAAAGUACGCACCCGCGUUGUGGACAAUAACCUAAAUCCGUGCUGGAAUCAAGCUUUUGAGAUACUGGUUACUGAUGUCCCAGGACAGGACAUUGUGUUUGAAGUGUUUGAUAAAGAUGUGGACAAGGAUGACUUUUUGGGAAGCUGUAAAAUUAGCGUGAAAGAUGCUGUGAAACAGAAAUUCAUCAAUGAGUGGCUGCCAUUGGAGAAAGUAAAAUCUGGGAAACUCCAUGUCAAGUUGGAAUGUCUCUCACUUGUUGCAGACUCUUCGCAGAUUGAUCAGGUACUGAUGAUGAACAGCCUGUUUCAGCCAGCUCACAGUGAUAACUUUUCUGCAGCUAUUCUCUAUGUUUUUAUAGAAAGAGCCAGUGGCCUGCAGAUGCGGAAAGGAGACAAAAAUCCAUCACCAAGUGCAGAAUUAAAAUUGAGGAACGAUGUAUACAAGACCAAGGUUUCUCAAAAUACCAAUACACCAGUGUGGGAGGAAAGCUUUGUGUUGCUCCUGAAAACUCCUCACAGUGAGGAACUGGAGCUUAUGAUUCGGGAUGAGGGUAAAGGCUCCCUGGGUUCCCUCACUAUACCCGUUUUGGACCUCCUGAAUAAAGAAGAUCUUACCAUGGAUGGAUGGUUCCCACUCAGUACCUCUGGAGCUAACAGUGAAGUUCUCAUUAGAUUACAGAUGAGGGUUUUGGUUUCUCCCAGCCCCCCUAAAGAAUCUGAAGUGGAUCCCUGCCAGCCUACAGUUGAAGACAGUAGCCUCAAUAAACAGUUUACAGAGGGGGAGCUCCGUCAGAGACAGCAGCUUGCAAACAGUGACAUGGAGCCCAGUGCCUCACAGUUUGGCCAGUUAUGUUUGAAGCUGUAUUACCCUGCAAAGGAUGGCAGACUGGUGGCUGUUGUAUCCAAAUGCAGAAAUCUCAGCACAUCUGCCAAGGAGCCGCCAGAUCCUUACCUUUCAUUCCUUUUGCUUCCGGACAAAUCUCGAUCAACGAAAAGAAAAACCAGUGUGAAGAAACGCACCCACAAUCCUGAGUACAACGAAAAAAUUGAAUGGGAAAUGUCACUGGAAGAGGCCCGGAAAAGGAAACUUGAGAUAUCCGUAAAAAACAGUGUGUCGUUUAUGUCAAGGGAGAAGGAGCUGCUUGGAAAGGUCCUGAUUGACCUCUCUGAUGCUGACCUAGCAACAGGACAGAAUGGAUGGUAUGACGUGGAACCCGAAAUAACUAGCGCCUGAUUUGAUUCCGUGAGAAGAAACCAUUUUUGAGGGAGAGCUCCCAGGCAAUGCUACUGCCCUAUCCAGUCAAUUUCUAGAAGCUGAGGAAGGACGACCACAGGACCUGCUUUAUUGUGCAUUUAAUCAAAACUUUCUAACAGAAUGAACUUCGUGAUAAUCUGAAAUUUAUACAGAUAUCUGGGAAGAAUCCAGGCACAGCCUAUAAUUAAGCACUGCCUCUUAUGCCUCAUCAUGAACCUGUCCAAAGGCAACUUAUUUGUAGUUGUUGCUUCUUAGUAUAAAUAAUGGCUAUUACACACUGUUUAGAAAUAUUUUUAAAACGUUUUUGUAUUGCUGAUUCAGUUAUAUAGAAAUGCUUAAUGGAUAACCAUCCAUCACACAUAAAUACUUUCAUGCUGCUUCACCACAAUACCAAAUCAGUAUUUUUUACUCUGCGCAUCCCUUGUCCAUUUUGUGACCUGCAGGAAUUAAGUACAUAUUGGGCUCAAUAUACACAAAUCCUGAGUACAAGGAGUGCCCCUGCUAAACAUUUUAGUUUGUAGCAUUUUUAAAGCUUUUUGUUUACAUAUUUUAAGCAUUUUGUAGUUUUGUUUUUUUAAUACUUUCUGUGGCAAUUUGUCAUUUUAUAUUUAAAAAGCAGCUUUGAUUCCGCAAUUAUGGCAGCUGCAAGCUCAUGACAGACAUGGCUGGAGGCAAUCUUCAUGUUGGAAGUACAAUCAUUCCUAUAUAGUAAAAGUGUGAAACAUUCCUAAAGCAUGUUUAUAAAGAGUAGCUCUUCACACCUGUUUCUGGCUCUCUUCACUAUGUUAAGAUGUGUGGGAAGCAGUUUCAUGUGUAGCAUUCU